CUAGCUGAAUUUGUAGCGAAGCCCUACUGAAAUCGCGAGAGCACUUCGUCCUCCGAGCUGACAGUUGCAAAGAUCACAGUAGUUGUGAGCAUUUGCACCAAGUGUUAGACUUCGUCACCGGAAACCAGUGAAGACUGAUAGCAGAGAUGUCGUCUGAAGGAACACUAAGUGUUGGAGGGGAAGAAGGGGUGAGGGAUGUGACUUCGAGCUCGAUCUCUACUUCGAGCUCGAGCUCGAGCUCGAGUGGGAAAAGUGGGGGUAGUACUUCAGUUAGUGGGGGAAGUAGGGGUAGGAUCCUAGUGAGUGGGGUAAAUGGGGAUCAAGAGGGUGGCCUUGUCCCAACCAACAUUUUAGAGGUUGGUGACAAUCGGGGAAGAUGUUAUGAUGAGAGUGACGAGGUGGUGGGGGAGGUGAUGAGGUAUGAAUCGUGCUGGAGGUGUAGGGGGGAGCUGGGGCACUUAGUGGAGAACUAUAGUAUUCCACCCCAUGUGCUGGUAAGGCCAGCAGGAGGUGAGGAGCGAGCGUGUUCGGCUCCAAAAGACCAUUGGAUACCCUUGUACGCGAACUACCUAGCAGCUGGGCUCCGAUUCCCAAUCCCGGAGUUGCUGGUAGCGCUGCUAAAGGAGUACGGGCUGGGGUUGACGCAGCUCGUCCUUAAUGGAGUUCGGUUGGGGGGUAGUGGGAAGGAGAAGGGGUGGUUUUACUUUACACCUCGGGUAGUUGGAGGGAAGAGUAGAAACCUGUUCACUGCAGGUCCUUCCUCCAUUAAGGGGUGGAAGGAGAAGUUUAUCUUUGUGGAUGACACAGAGUGGGGGAGGGGGGAUAGGGAGGUGGAAGAGCUGAGUAGGUGGAAGGGGAAGAGAAGAAAUCCGAACCAGUACCGGCUGGGCGAGGUGGAGAAGGACGAGGUGAAGAUGUUGGAAAGAGGUGGGGGGGAACUGGCGAACAUAAUGUACCUCACUAAUCCAGAGGUAGUGGAGUCGUCUGGAAUCUAUGGGAGGAGCUCGUUGAGCAGAAAAGAGAUGAAUCGUUUGAGAGCUGGGGGCAGACCAAUACGACUUCCGAAGAAGAGGUCAAGGGCAUCAACCUCGGGUGCUCAAAAGGAGCGGGUUGGAGGUGGGACUUCAAGGCCUCCAGCUGAGGUGGGGCCCAGCUCUGAGCCCAGGAGGGGUGUACUUGAGGAGGUCGUCGCCCGGAAGAGGCCAAGGGUGGAGGAGGUGCAGCCUUUGCAGGUUGAGGCCUCGGUCGAGUUCGUACCUCAGCCAGCCCCAGUUCAGAUUGACCCGGCACUUCGGGAGACUAAGGUGGUGGUGCCUGGUAGGGGGAAGAGCUCCGUUCCUUACCUCAGGGCGAAGGAUGAGCUGGCUGUCAGUGGGGGGGCUGGGGUAGUUCGGCAGGCCCUGGAGACCGCGAACUUAGUGAAUGAAAUGGCGGUCGAGUUCUUCGAUUGUCUCCAAGAGUGGCUUGCCUUGGUGAAGAAGAAUGAGGAGCUCAGCCGCCAGAAGGAAGAGGCGGAGAAGAACUUCGGUGAGCUGACCUCGGAGCUGGAGAAGGUCAGGGAGGAGUUGGCCAACUCGAGGAAGGUUGCUGAGUUGGAGGAGCAGAAGAGGAAGAAGUGCGAGGAGGCACUUGCAAGGAGGGAGAGUGAGCUGGCCGAAGUGAAAAAGGCAGCCGAGUUGGCGGUCCACAACUCUGUGGAGGAGCACGUUUUGGACUUCGUGAAGUCUGCCACGUUUGCUGAGGUGGUGGACCUCUAUCGCUUGCCAACACUGGUAAUGGCCUUCACCGACUGUCGUAAGAAGGUGAAGGCGCAGAAUCCAGAGGUGGACGUGACAAGCAUCACCUUUGGUCCUGAGGAGGCGGGGGUAGAGGAAAACAGGGAUAGCAAGACGGCGGAGUUCCGUCCUAAGGUGAAACUGACUUGGGAGCGGGACGAGGCUGGAAAAACUAUCCUCCCACUGACACUAGACUUCGAGUUCGUUGUUGUGGACGAGGAGGAGGCCGAGGUGGCACCGAGCACGGAGGUGGGGGACAACAUACGGAAUGAAGAAGUGGACCAGCAUCUCCAGAUUAUUGAUUGAGCUCGGCCAGCUCACCUUUUGUAAUUUUUAGAAUUUUUAACAUAUGUAGAAAACAAUCUUUAUUGCAAUUGGAAUGAAUGAAUUGAAAUCUU
This is a messenger RNA of Rubroshorea leprosula, 2173 nucleotides long. NCBI's taxonomy places the organism in Eukaryota, Viridiplantae, Streptophyta, Magnoliopsida, Malvales, Dipterocarpaceae. The record is from the annotation of a GenBank genome assembly.